AAUUCUAACAGGAAAUUGCAAUAUCUUUAUUUUUAAAAUCUGACUUCUCCUUUUCUUUGAUUUCAUCUUCCACAGUAUUUUUGUUUUCAGUAUCUGUGAAAGAUAUGAGGGUGAAAACUAAUCUAUGUGGUUAUUUGGUCAACUGAGUCACCCCACAGGAUUCAUUGGCAGCCCGCCGCAGGCACGGUUCUAGGUCCCCUGUUUAAUGAGCACUUACUACAUACCUAUUGUGUUAAGCAUUUGAGAUACAGAGAAACAGUAAAAUAUACUACCUGUCCUCCGCAGCAGCAACAAUAGGCGGGAAAUCAAAUUCCAAGGGAGUUGACAUGUGACCUGUCUUCGAGGUUCUCAGGGAAAACUUCCUUGGGAUAAUGUUAAAAUGUUAAUGACACCAAAACUGUAUAGAGUGAAUGCCAAGAGCGAAAUACGGCCCCUCCUGCCUUUGACAGUGGAAACAGUUUGAUUGAAAAUGUUUGCCACACAGAUCUUCACCCCCUGGAUUAGAACCCUCAGCCUGUGUUUGCUCAUUACACAAGCCCUCUGGGCCGGCUUCUGCCGAGGCAUUGAAAACGUGCCAACCUGGUGUCACAGGAAAAACAAGCUUGUGUGUUCAGCAACUGCAACCUGGUGAGCGGAGCCGCGAUCACCCACUCCGCGAGCGGGCAGCCAACGUCCCGCUGCUGCCGCAAUGGACAUGGAGAAGGUCAACUCCAUGGGCUUUGGAGAGUUCGUGGACGUGUUUGGGAAUGUCAUUGAGAGAUGCCCUCUGAUUGCAGCUGCUGUUUGGUCCCAGCGCCCGUUCUCUGACUUGGAAGACUUGGAGAAGCACUUCUCUGCCUUUAUUGAUGCGCUGCCACAGUCAGGCCAGGAGGGCAUCCUGCGCUGCCACCCGGACCUGGCGGGACGCGAGCUGCAGCGGGGCGCGCUCACGGCCGAGUCGCAGCGAGAGCAGAGCGCCGCGGGCCUGACGAGCCUGGGCGCGGAGGAGCGGCUCCGGCUGGCGGAGCUCAACGCCCAGUACCGAGCGCGCUUCGGCUUCCCCUUCGUGCUCGCCGCGCGCCUCAGCGACCGGGAGGCGGUGCUCCGCGAGCUGGCGCGCCGGCUGCACCGCCCGCCCGCGCUGGAGCUGCGCACCGCCCUGGGCGAGGUGAAGAAGAUCGGCCGCCUGCGGCUCGCCGACCUCGUCGGCGCCGACCCCUCGCGGCUGUAGCGCCCGGCAAGGGACGCGCGGGGACCGCGACCCUGCAGGGUGCGCCCCCCCCCCCCCCAGGAGGCUGACGCGGGCUCGAACCCGAGUCUACACGCGCGCACGAAGGAGAGGAGAAUGGAGGCGAUCACACGAAUAAUGAGCCCUUUUGUUCACCCCACCGCCACACUCGCACGCUUUGCCAAAAUGUCUAUGUAGUAUCGUGCCUUGUCCCAUUCAUCUACCUUUGCAGCCCGUUGACACCACCAGCUUUUGUGGUUUCCAAAGCGCUAUCCAGCUUUGGCUACCCACCCUCUCCUGCUAAGCGGAGUUG
Messenger RNA from Myotis daubentonii (Daubenton's bat), 1520 nucleotides. RefSeq names its product ureidoimidazoline (2-oxo-4-hydroxy-4-carboxy-5-) decarboxylase (gene URAD). Gene Ontology annotation, cellular component: peroxisome. The record is from RefSeq and is a predicted model, not a curated record. Gene Ontology annotation, biological process: urate catabolic process; allantoin metabolic process. Gene Ontology annotation, molecular function: 2-oxo-4-hydroxy-4-carboxy-5-ureidoimidazoline decarboxylase activity. Lineage: Eukaryota; Metazoa; Chordata; Mammalia; Chiroptera; Vespertilionidae.